UGGCAGGAGGUCAUCCGUGGUAAUAUCAAAAGUGAAAACUAUUCCAAAUUUAGGCAGAAAACUAACUGUAGAGCAAGAAACUCCUGUACGAAUAGUAGUUUUCUUCCCUAUCGUGAAGUGUUUGGAAAUCUCUUGUCUUGAUUGGUAAGACUGAACACAUUGCUUUGUCACUUAUUCAUAGAAGAAACCCACCAAAUUUGGGAGAGCAAAAGAAAAUUGUUCAUCUCAGUUUAUUUCACUUACCGGAAAUGUAUUUGCAGAACUAUGAAACUCCCUUAGCAGAACAUCAUUUUUGGUCUCUCUGUUUUUAAUAUGUGCAAUGGCUGGAGAUAUAAUCUAUGCGGAUAUUAAAACUGAUGGGGCUUUUUCUCUAGGAAAUUCAUCUUCGCUUCAGAAAUCUGAUACUCACCAUCAUGGAAUUUUCUUGAAAGUUGGAUGUGCAAUUAUCAUCAUCCUUCUUGUAAUAGUAAUUGUGUUGAGCAUUUUGGUUUCCCAGUUCAAAUCUGCAAGACAUAAUACAAUGGAUGAUGAAUCAAAAGGGAAAUUCUGUGCCGGGGAAAAUAAAUCUGGAACAAUCGCCUCAAAAGUUUCUUUCAACUCUUCUACUGCUCAUAAAUCAUGCCCUUCGAAAGACUGGAGGCUACACGGGGGGAAAUGUUACUGGGUUGCUGAAGCUAAUAAAUCUUGGCAUGAAAGUAAAAAUGACUGUGCCAUGAAAAAUUCACAUCUCAUGGUGAUUCGAGACUUCAUCGAUAUGAGUUUCCUAUGGAAGCACCUAAAUACUGGAGUGUUUUACUGGAUUGGCUUGACUAUUCCACCUGGAGGGGAAUCAUGGACCUGGGUAGACAACAACCCUUUUGACUCCCAUCUGUUUUCACUAGAAGAAAAAUGGCGGACCCGGAGCAUGAAAUGUGCCCAGGUGUCUCAAAUUAAGAUAGCUGAACAAAAAUGUGGGAAAAUUAAUCCGUGGAUUUGUCAACUGUAACCCACACCGCAGGAAAUCUGUCUCCAUUUCUCUGACGGAAAGACACCACAUGAAGUUUGAACUCAGAAUAUAUCAAAGUCCAGAGGGCCACGUGUGUCCCAGAGGGUGUGUGUGUGUGUGUGUGUGUGUGUGUAUGUGUGUGUGUGUGUGUUCAUUCGGGUGGGUAUAGUACUAUUUCUCAGAGAUUUAGGAAGGCUAAUAGAGAAAAUGAAAUGUUGUAGAAGCUGAGAAGAUAGAAUGAAUGUAUUUUUUCGUCUGAAUUAUCAGUUAUUCAAUCCCCAUUUUCAUUUUGCAUGUGGUUUCGAAACUUCGGUCUUUAUUUUCUCCACAGUUUCCCUCUAUAAUAUCCUUACCUAAUUACAUUUUUAUGAAGAAAUUCAUAUCAAAAUCAAAUUUACAUCUCUAGCCCAGACUUUUCCCGGAUCACCAGAUCCAUAUACGGUAGUGCUUAUAUAACAUAUCAAGUUGGGGCACCUGGCUGUCAGUUGGUUGACCAUCUGACUCUUGAUUUAAGUUCAGGCCAUUACCUCAUGCUCAUGAGAUUGAGCCCCAAAUCAGGCUCUGCACUAGGUGUGGGGUCUGCUUAAGAUUCUCUCUCUCCUUCUCCUGCCCCUCCCCUGCUUACGAGCAAGUGUGCAUACACUGUCUCUACUAUAUCAAAGAAAGUUAAUAAAUGACAUUUAACAUAUGAAAUCUGAAAUCUCAAAGGCAUCUCAAACUCAAUAUAUAAAAAUAGUUCAAUCAUGGGGUGCCUGGGUGGCUCAGUCGGUUAAGCGUCUGACUUCGGCUCAGGUCACGAUCUCACGGUCCGUGAGUUCGAGCCCCUCGUCGGGCUCUGUGCUGACGGCUUGGAGCCUGGAACCUGUUUUGGAUUCUGUGUCUCCCUCUCUCCCUGACCCUCCCCCAUUCAUGCUCUGUCUCUGUCUCAAAAAUAAAUAAACAUUUAAAAAAAUUCUUUAAAAAAAA
Molecule: messenger RNA, 1951 nt
Organism: Acinonyx jubatus (cheetah)
Lineage: Eukaryota; Metazoa; Chordata; Mammalia; Carnivora; Felidae
Gene: CLECL1P
Product: C-type lectin-like domain family 1
Exons: 6
Coding region: 320-985 (221 amino acids)
Source: RefSeq, a predicted model, not a curated record